AUGGCGUCUGCGCAAGAUGAAGGGAGCGUGUCGAAGAAGCGAAUCGUCAUGUUCGUCUCCGCCGUCGGAGUCGGACUUGCCAGGUUGGUCGGCGCGCCUUAUCGCUCUAACGAUUCAGGAUAUGCUCCACAGCUUGCGGCCAAGCUCAACAUCACAUCAACGCAGUCGAAUCUUGUCGGACUUGGCGGCAAUCUCGGCGUCUACCUGACGGGUCCGUUCACGAGCCCAUCUGACGAGCUCAGGCCGCUGCUGUCCGCGACUCUGCUCAACUUCUUCGGCUACCUCUUCAUCUCUUGGUUCUAUCGAGGGGUCAUCCCAAUCCGCACAUCCGAUGACAUCGACACGCCCGCGUCGCCGCUGCUCCUCGGCCUGCUGAUCCUGUCCAUGUUCAUGACGGGCGCGGCAGGCUCGGCAGGUCUGGCGGCCGGCAUGAAUGCUGUGGCCAAGUCAUUCCCCGACAAGUUACGCGCGUCGGCAACGGGAUCGGUCCUGGCCGGCUUUGGUCUCAGUGCAUUCUUCUUCAGCCAGAUCUCUCGCACGCUCGGAGGCAGCACGUCCGGUUUCCUGCGCGUGCUCGCCAUCGGCACCGCCGUGCCCAUGUUCAUCGGCGCGAUCCUCGUCAAGCCAUACCCGCCAGCUCAGCCGAGCGAGUACGAGCCCGUACACUGCGACGACCCCGACGACCACCGGGACGCCGACCUCAGUCUCUCGCGCCAGGUGUCGCAGGGCGUGCCCGCCGAGACGCUUGCACAGGACCCACCCUUCGGUAUCAGCAACGACCUGGAACUCGCGCGCAGCUCGUCCGGCUCGCUCGCCCACCGCAAUCACGAGCACGACGGCGACAGGGACUCGUCUCCGCCCACACCGACUGAACCGUUAUUACAGCGCAGCAUCGGGCACAAGCGCUACGACUCAAACGAGUCGCUGCCUCCAACCGCGAUCCACUAUUCGCCCUUUGACCUCAUCGGCCGCACCGACUGGUACCUGCUGUUCAGCAUUUUGGCGAUCUUGUGCGGUAUCGGGCUCGAGUGGAUCAACAAUGUGGGCGCUGUCACGCUCGCGCUCGCUCGGGACGGCUGGGACUAUGAUCCCAAGAAGGUCAAGGUGCUGCAGGCAACGCAGGUAUCGACGAUCUCGAUCUUCAACUGCCUUGGACGUGUCGUCGGCGGUGCGCUGAGUGACUUCAUGCGUUUGCGCUUUGGGAUCAAGCGGAUCUGGUUCCUCCCCCUCGUCGCGCUCAUGUUCCUCGGCAGCCAGGUAGCCGUUAUCGACACGGAGCAGGUGAAACACCUGUGGAUGGUCUCAGCCAGUCUCGGCUUCGCCUAUGGGUCGCUGUUCAACGCAUUGCCAAUGCUUGUGCUGGAAUGGUUCGGAAUGACCCACUUCAGCCAGAACUGGGGUUGGACUUCCGUCGCGCCCAUCAUCGGCGGGAACGUCUUCAACAUGAUCUUCGGCAAAGUAUACGACUCGAACACAGUUGGGCGUGUCGGGGAGCCCUCCGACCUGGGCCUGCCUGGCCUGGGGCAUUCGAUACGACGCUCCAGCAUCAGCGUCGGAGUUGCGCGAGACGCUCGAGACAUUUCCGGGGCGCUCGGACCGGUCUCUCGUGCAGUGCGAGCAGCGCUAGGCGCGUCAGGGCCUGCCCGUGGCGUCGUCACACGUGGUGGUGGGGCCAACGCUGGGGUGUCAGGGCUCGUUGCAUCUGCGGGAACGGCUGGUGACGCUGCCGGACCUGGUACCAUAGUUGCUCAGUUUGCGAGAGCUGGAACCGGGUCUGGCGACAGGUCGCAUGAGUGUCUCCUUGGCGCGGCAUGCUAUGCGACCGCGUUCAAGGUUUCUUCGCUCGGCUGCGUCGUCGCUCUGAUCCUCGCUAUCAUCGCGGGCGUGCGCCGCGAGCGCCGUGCGCACAGGCGAUAA
Messenger RNA from Trichosporon asahii var. asahii CBS 2479, 1917 nucleotides. RefSeq lists its product as uncharacterized. Lineage: Eukaryota; Fungi; Basidiomycota; Tremellomycetes; Trichosporonales; Trichosporonaceae. Gene Ontology annotation, biological process: transmembrane transport. The record is from RefSeq and is a predicted model, not a curated record. Gene Ontology annotation, cellular component: membrane. Gene Ontology annotation, molecular function: transmembrane transporter activity. The transcript has 7 exons. Bases 1 to 1917 code for a protein of 638 amino acids.